Poecilia latipinna (sailfin molly) is the source of this 1751-nucleotide messenger RNA. Its product is annotated as coiled-coil domain-containing protein 42A-like. The coding region runs from base 1286 to 1678 and encodes 130 amino acids. The record is from RefSeq and is a predicted model, not a curated record. The transcript has 3 exons. NCBI's taxonomy places the organism in Eukaryota, Metazoa, Chordata, Actinopteri, Cyprinodontiformes, Poeciliidae.
AGAUAAACAUAUUUUAACCAAAAAUGCAGAAGACAGAAACACACGCAAGCUAUUUAUGCUGAAGUCAGACAUCGGGUUUUUGCGGUUCUGAUGCUGUUUUCUACAUGUUAAACCUGCUGAGACAUUUGAAGAUCAAGUGACGGUUCAGUUAACACCGCAUGUCAUCUCUACCACCCUCUAACAAGUAUACUGUACGUUACGCAGUGUAAGGAUUAGAUUAAUAAGCUCUAUCUUAGAAAAACUAAUAGUUGAAAAAGUAUUUCCUUUGCCUGAAUUUAUUAUUUUUUGAUUAAUACAUUUGGUGGAAACCAUCCUGACAUCACUGCAGGGGCUCUUCGAUAUCUGGAGGUACAGCCAAUCAGCAAGUAAUAUGAAUGGCUCUCUUGGAUUGGCUGCUUUGCAAAUGCCAGCUAAUAGCGUGUCAAGCAGCACUUUCACAUUUUAAAGAUGUACACAAAAAUCUGUGAAAAAGUGGGUUUUUUGCAAAUAAUUUAGAGUUACGUUCAACAGACAAAUGUGUGAAUAGGUGCAUCUGCAGGUAACGAGUGUGGAGAGUCCGUUGUAAUUUUUUGCAUCUUUUAAUGUUAGUCUUUGAAAUAUCACAGUGUGUACAUGAGUUUAUGUUUGUCUGUCUUAUCCCAUCAUUUUUAGUAUUUGAGUAGCUUUGAUUUCAAAUAGCUUUUUACUUUUACUUGAGUAAAACCUUUGGGUCCUCUGCCCAACUCUGAUUAAAACUUGAACUGUGGAAAUUUGAAAAAUCUAAAACCAGGACUCGUUUUUUACUUUAUUUUUAUUUUAACUUUUCCAUUUGGACAUCUGAGAAAAAAAAACAACAACAACAUGAUAGUGGAUCUAUCCCACCUGUCCUUUUCCUACACACAUAACGCCCUCCACUAUAGUCCACUUCCUGCUUUAGGAGUGCUCUCCGGUCCGACAUGCAUUCAAACCGCGCCAGAGUUCACUUUAACCGAACUGAGACCAAGGCUUUCAGGCGGGCCGGAGUUUUGCUUUUUGGGUCGAUUGCACACUCACACCUUCCGAAACAAACCGGACUUUCUGGGCAAACGAACUGGAUUUCAAUUAAAGCGGACUAAACAGGGCCGGUGCGAACGCACCCUUAAAUUUGUUUUGAACUUCGCAUUUAUUUUUGCUCCCGUUUGUCACCAGGCGACCCUAACUCUGUGUCUCGCAGUUUACCAACGUGGACGAGCUCGCGGGUUACUUUGAGAACCUCCUCUACAUCAGGGAUCAGCUGUACCAGAGGGAGACUCAGGUGCAGGAGCGCAUGGAGGAGCAGAAGAAAGCCUGCCAGAUCCUGAAGGACAAGCACAACCUGGUGUGGCUGCAAAAGAACAACCACCUGUCGCAGCUCCAGACCGAGCUGGAAAAGGCCCGCUCUGAAGCUCUGAUAUGGGAAAGGCAGUGGAACCAAAUUCAGGAAACGGCUGCAAAGAAGACGCUGGAGCUGGGCCAGAUUACGUAUGCGACCCUUAACCUGUUCGAAAUGGCCGGCGGGGUGACUGGAGUGGGCGGUUUGCACAUCCACGACACGGAGAAACAACUGGAGGCGAUCAAGAACUUCAUGAUGGACCACACAGACAUUGUGAAACAUUAUCAGACACACAUGCAUCGAGAAGCCAGAGGAAGCAAAUCAGAAAACAUAGGAAAUACUAAGUAGCAAACUGUUUAACCUUGUCCCAGUGUUGUGAUGUUACAGUGUCUAUGUCAAACAAAAUAAAAAGCAGAAAUUA